CGUCGAUUGUCAUGCAACAUCUCCGUUCUGCUGUUGUUCGUGCCGCGUGCACUCAACUCCGCCGCCCCGUCGCAGCGACGGCUGUCCGCGCGUUUCCCCAAGCCUCGCAAACCUUGGUGCAACCUGCCAUGAACGUGCGCUUCGCGUCGUCUCGCCGUGCCCCUGUGGUGAGCAACGGUGACGAUGAGGAAGACGACGACUUUGACUACAACGACUACUUUGGCGACGACGAAGACGAGGACAAGGUCAAGUACCCUGCCCCCAAGGCGUUCAUUGGCAAGCCCGCUCCUGCCUUCACGGCCCCUGCCGUUGUCCGCGGUGACAUUAGCGAAAUCUCGCUCUCUGACUACCUCGGCAAGUACGUCGUGUUGUUCUUCUACCCCAAGGACUUCACCUACGUGUGCCCGACGGAAAUCAUUGCGUUCAACGACCGCGCCAAGGAAUUCGAAGAAUUGGGCGCUCAAUUGAUCGCGGCGUCCACGGACACCCCGGAAGUCCACUUGGCGUGGACCCGCACUCCCCGCAACGUGGGUGGUUUGGGCAAGAUGAAGAUCCCCAUCGUGGCCGACGUGACCAAGGUGAUCUCUGCCAAGUAUGGCACGUUGGGCGAAGCCAACGGCUUCCCCUACCGCGGCUUGUUUGUCAUCGACGGUGAAGGUAUCUUGCAAAGCUACACGAUCAACAACAACCCCGUUGGCCGCAGCGUCGACGAAGCGUUGCGCUUGGUCAAGGCGUUCAAAUUCGUGGAAGAACACGGCGAAGUGUGCCCUGCCAACUGGCAGCCCGGUGAGGCCACGAUCGUCACCAACCCCAAGGACUCGCAAGAGUACUUCAAGAACGUCAAGUAAACAAACUUACCGUUGUUUGCAUCACGUUUGAGUUAUCUAAAUGACAAUCGGGUGCUUUACGUUGAA
Molecule: messenger RNA, 914 nt
Organism: Aphanomyces invadans
Lineage: Eukaryota; Oomycota; Saprolegniomycetes; Saprolegniales; Verrucalvaceae
Exons: 1
Coding region: 12-848 (278 amino acids)
Biological process (GO): cellular response to stress; cell redox homeostasis; response to oxidative stress
Cellular component (GO): cytosol
Molecular function (GO): thioredoxin peroxidase activity
Source: RefSeq, a predicted model, not a curated record